Bipolaris sorokiniana ND90Pr is the source of this 868-nucleotide messenger RNA. RefSeq lists its product as uncharacterized. The transcript has a single exon. NCBI's taxonomy places the organism in Eukaryota, Fungi, Ascomycota, Dothideomycetes, Pleosporales, Pleosporaceae. The coding region runs from base 204 to 845 and encodes 213 amino acids. The record is from RefSeq and is a predicted model, not a curated record.
CUGACCACUGCGGCAAUGGCGAUAUGUUCUUUUGAUGUGAUCAAGUCAACAAGUAGCCUACAUAUGCACCUCCGGCUACAUCAUGCAGCCCAUAUCGGGUCCUUAUCUCCUCCCCUGCGGGGAUUGUUUCAACGCGCGCCAGGAACAUCCAAGUCGCCUUCCCGUGCUUAAAUGACGUUUCCCGAGUCCCGAGCAAUGUCUACAUGCCGCUGCUUAUCACGUCAAUCAAGUCAAUAUCUAGCCAGCCGCAACAUAUCCCAGCACUUGCACACUUCCCAGCGUAUCCAUCUGUAAUAUCCGACAUUUUCUACCCUCGGAUUAAGAGAACAGAAAAGACUACGCUAUUGCAUACAGCUUACCCGCGGAUCCACAAUGGCAUCUAUCUCAGGCCCACGCAAACGCAUCCCAGACUCACGCGCAGACACACAAACGUCAUCACAGCACAUAGCGCCAACAGAAACAUCAUCUAUACUUUCGUCCAGCAAGCCCAGCUCGAUAAAAGACUACAACACCUUAUCCCCCGAAAUGCGCGCUCGCAACCACGCACACCCCUCUUCCGGCCCGUCCGCUACCAGCGAUUCCGCAGCUGGCACAGAACAAGAAGGCACCGCAGGAUCAAACUUGCAGCCCGCGCGAGAGCACAAGAAAAGCGACAGCAGCACCGACGUAUCCAACGGCACACGAGGCGCACGACAAGGCGAAACCGGACUCCGCAUCGAAUCCAGGGCAGCAACAACAGCAGAGUCCGCAGCAGCAGCCGCCACGCGGCGAGAAAAAGGAUGGUGGACCGGGUUCUGGGAGAAGUAUGGAAGCGUAGAGUUGGACAACAAAGGGAGUGUAGCUAGGGAUCAUUUGGCACUGGGUACGC